AUGAUUUCACGUAUUGGUUUAUUAAAUAAACAAUCAAUAAAUUUAAUUACAAAAAAUUCUUAUUCAAUAACAAAAUCAUCAUCAUCAAUACAAAUAUUAAAAAAUUCAAGAUCAAUUACAUCAAUAUUAUUAAAUAAUAAAAGAUUUUCUUCAUCAAUUCCAACAGUAUCAACAACUCAUGAUCAAGAACAAGAUGUAUUAGUAGCACAAAGAAAAAAUAGACCAACUUCACCACAUUUACAAAUUUAUCAACCUCAAUUAACUUGGAUUAUGUCAAGUUUUCAUAGAAUUACUGGUAUUGCAUUAGCUGGAAUGUUUUAUACAUUAACUUGUACAUUUGCUGCUACUUCAAUAUUAAAUAUUCCAUUUGAUACAAAUACUUUAGUUUCUGCUUUUGCAAGUUUACCUAUUUUUUUACAAUAUAGUAUAAAAGCUAUUGGUGCUUUCCCAUUUGUUUAUCAUGGUGCUAAUGGUAUAAGACAUAUUUUAUGGGAUUUUGGUAAAGAAUUAACUUUAAAGGGAGUUUAUAGAACUGGUUAUGCUGUUUUAGCUGUAACUGCUUUAAUUGGUACUUAUUUAACAUUUAUUUAA
Molecule: messenger RNA, 591 nt
Organism: Lodderomyces jiufengensis
Lineage: Eukaryota; Fungi; Ascomycota; Pichiomycetes; Serinales; Debaryomycetaceae
Product: succinate dehydrogenase cytochrome b subunit SDH3
Exons: 1
Coding region: 1-591 (196 amino acids)
Biological process (GO): mitochondrial electron transport, succinate to ubiquinone; tricarboxylic acid cycle
Cellular component (GO): membrane
Molecular function (GO): electron transfer activity; succinate dehydrogenase activity
Source: RefSeq, a predicted model, not a curated record